GGAGCGGCCUGCAGCAUGUCUGGAUCUAUACCAUUCUACCAGAAGCACCAUCGCCACUAUGACCGUGACUACCGUAGCAGGGAGACGAGGUCUAAACUGAGCCAGUACCAGACCAGCAGCAGAUAUACUGCUGGCAGCAGCACCUCCUCCGCUGCCACCGCCACCAGCAGGAGUAGGGGACUUAACGUGUCUUCACAUUAUGGGCUGGAGGCAAGCAGACUGAGCCCCCUACCCAAGAGAGCCAAGCCAACUUACUUGGCUGUGGAUAAAGAGAACCAAAUCAUCGGCUAUGUAGUGCCUAUCUUCAGGGGCAGUGAAGACUUUGCUACAGGAUAUUCGCAUACAGAGGAAGGAAGGGUGAGGGACACUGCUUCAUACAUGGCCAACAGGGAUUUGUUCACCAGUGGCCUGGAGAUGGAGAGGUCAGAGCAGACCACCAGGAGGGAGAACAUGCGCGAGUCGGCCAAUCGCAUCUCUCUGAACAAAAGGAUCCAUGAACACGGGGAACACUUUAAGCGUAUGAACGAAGACAGCCUGAUGCAUCCUCCAGAGUUUGUGAUUAAACCGCGCUCCCACACCGUGUGGGAGAAGCAAUGUGUGCGGCUGCAUUGCACUGUCAGCGGCUGGCCUGAUCCAAGGAUCGUCUGGUACAAAAACAAUGUGCCAAUUGACCCUCUUGCCCAUGCUGGCAAGUAUAUACUCGACAGCAGAUACAGCAUGCACUCACUGGAGAUUAACAGAUGUGAUUUUGAUGACACGGCGCAGUAUCGCGUCUCUGCCAUGAACUCCAAGGGAGAGCUGUCUGCAUUUGCCUCCGUCGUUGUUAAAAGGUUUAAAGGUGAAAUUGAUGAGUCCCUGCCAUCACCCAGACAUGGCCCAGUGUCCGAGUAUGGCAUCAACUUCAAGACUCACAUUGUUGAUAACUUCAGUGUGUCAUUUGGAAGAGAGGGUGAGACCAUGAGUCUGGGAUGUACGGUCAUCAUUUACCCUGCCCUGCACCGCUACCAGCCAGAGAUCCAGUGGUACAGAGACGAUGUUCUGCUGUCUCCUUCUAAAUGGAACGACAUGACCUGGAGUGGAGAUCGAGCCACGCUGACGCUCACACACCUCAACAAAGAGGACGAGGGGCUCUACACCCUGCGAGUCACCACCAAGUCUGGAUAUGAAACCUACUCAGCCUACGUCUUUGUCAGAGAUGCUGAAGCUGAGGUUGAAAGUGCUCCCGGUGCCCCUCUGGAUGUGCGCUGCCUGGAUGCCAACAAGGAUUACAUCAUUGUCAACUGGAAGCAGCCAGCUGUCGAUGGCGGCGACUCCAUCUUGGGCUACUUUGUGGACAGAUGUGAGGUUGGAACCAACCACUGGAUCCAGUGCAACGACACCCCAGUUAAGUUUGCCCGUUUCCCCGUCACCGGCCUGGUGGAGGGGCGCUCCUUUAUGUUCCGUGUGCGUGCCGUCAACAAGAGUGGCAUGAGCCGCCCGUCCAGAGUCUCUGAGCCGGUGGCUGCCAUGGACCCGGCUGACCGCGCUCGCAUGAGAGGUACCUCCGCUCCCUGGACCGGCCAAAUCAUUGUCACAGAGGAGGAGCCUGCAGAGGGCAUUGUUCCCGGCAGACCUCUUGAGCUGCAGGUGACAGAGGCAACCAAGAACUAUGUGGUGCUGAGCUGGAAGCCGCCUGGAGAGAAAGGCCUUGAGGGAGUCAUGUACUACGUGGAAAAGUGUGUCUCGGGCACAGACAGCUGGCAGAGGGUGAACACGGAGAUCCCAGUCAAGUCUCCUCGUUUUGCGCUAUUUGAUCUCGCCGAGGGGAAAUCCUACAGCUUCCGCGUCCGCUGCUGCAACUCUGCCGGUGUUGGCGAGCCAUCUAACCCAACGGAGGCCACCACCGUCGGCGACAAGCUCGAUAUCCCAUCUGCCCCAAGCAAAGUUGUCCCCAUCAACAACACAGACACAUCAGUCGUUGUGUCUUGGCAAGCGUCCCGUGACGCCAAAGAGUUGGUGGGAUACUACAUUGAGGCGAGCAUUGUGGGUAGCAAUGAGUGGGAGCCAUGCAACAACAAGCCUGUAAAUGUUACCAGGUUCAUCUGCCACGGUCUGAUGACGGGAGAGAAGUACGUGUUCAGGGUGAGGGCAGUGAACGCAGCAGGGCUCAGCCAGUUCUCCCCGGAGUCUGAGCCUGUGGAGGUAAAGGCAGCUAUUGCCUCCCCUGCUCCGCCCUAUGGCAUCUCUGUCCUGGAGUGUGUGUGCGACUCCAUGGUGCUGGCCUGGAAACAGCCAAACUUUGUCGGCGGUGCUGACAUCACCGGCUACUUCGUGGAUUACCGUGAGGUCAUCGAUGGCGUGCCAGGGAAGUGGCACGAGGGCAACGUCAGGGCUAUCAGCGAGAGGGCCUACAGGGUGUCUGACCUGAAGGAGAACAAAAAGUACCAGUUCCAGGUGCGAGCGGCCAACAUGGCAGGUGUCGGCAUCCCUUCACUGCCCAGUGACACCUUCCUGUGCGAGGAGUGGACCAUCGCCGUGCCAGGACCUCCUCAUGACCUGCAGACAAGAGAGGUGCGAAACAACUCCCUGGUGUUGCUAUGGAGACCACCUGUGUACCAGGGCCGCGAUCCGGUCAAUGGGUUCUACGUGGACAUCAAGGAAGCGGACGCACCGGCGGAGGCGUGGAGAGGAAUCAACACCAAGGCUACGGAGAAGAAAUACAUGAAGAUUAACAAUCUGAAGGAAGGCGAGACGUUUGUGUUCCGUGUGCGCGCUCAGAAUAAUGCCGGUGUUGGUCAAACCUCAGACGUGUCAGAGCCGGUCCUGACUGUCACCAAACCAGGCACCAAGGAGAUAGUGGUGGAUGUUGAUGAUGACGGCAUCAUCUCCCUGAACUUUGAGUGCGGCGACAUGACCCCCGAUUCCAAAUUUGUGUGGUCAAAGAAUUACGAGGACAUCACAGACUCACCCCGCCUGACAACAGAGACCAAGGGAAACAAAUCCAAAACUGCUUUCAACACUCCUGGGGAGGAGGACAUUGGCAUCUACUCAUGUCUCGUCACCCACACUGAUGGUGCUUCAUCCAGCUACACUCUCUCUGAGGAAGAGUUGAAGAGGCUGCUGGAGGUCAGUCAUGACCACAAAUUCCCCAUUAUUCCCCUGAAGUCAGAGUUGGCUGUGGAGCUGCUUGAGAAGGGCAAAGUUCGCUUCUGGCUGCAGGCGGACAAGAUGUCACCCAACGGCAAAGUCGACUACAUCUUCAAUGAUAACGCUCUCUCCCAGGGGGAUAAAUACAAGAUGAACUUCGACAAGAACACCGGUGUGAUUGAGAUGAUCAUGGAGCAUCUGACUCCGGCGGAUGAGGGCACCUUCACCUUCCAGUUGCAGGAUGGGAAAGCUACCAACCAGAGCAGCUUGGUGCUGAUAGGAGACGUGUUCAAGGAGCUGCAGAAGGAAUCAGAGUUCCAGAUGAAAGAAUGGGUCAGAAAGCAAGGUCCUCACUUUAUCGAGUAUUUGGGUUACGAGGUGACACCAGAGUGCUGCGUUAUACUGAAAUGCAAGGUCGGCAACAUGAAGAAGGAGACGUCGGCGCUGUGGUACAAAGACGGACAGCAGAUCAAAGCAGACGAGAAUCUCGGCUUCACCGAGGGAGUGCUGAAGCUGGAAAUUGCUCAGCGCAACUCCCCUGCAGACUCGUCGGCCGACGACGUAAUCUGGAGAAGCAUAAAAAUUUCCAAGAAGGACUCUGGUGUGUAUGAGGUCGUUCUGAAGGAUGACAGAGGAAAGGACACUUCCACAUUGAAUUUGAAAGAUCAAGGUUUCAAAGACUUGAUGAAUGAAGUUUUCACUUUUAUCGCCAAUUCCUCCACUCCGCUGAAGAUCACAAGCACAGAUCAGGGCAUCCGACUCUACACCUUUGUCAGCUACUACAACGAUUUACUCCAAGUGACAUGGCACUACAAGGAUUCGGCCAUCUCCUUCUCUGACCGUAUAAAGAGCGGCGUGGUGGGAGAGCAGCUGUGGCUGCAGAUCUCAGAGCCCACAGAGAAAGACAUGGGCAAAUACGCCAUUGAGUUCAACGAUGGAAAAGGAGGCCUGAGGAGGACCGUUGAGCUGUCUGGUCAAGCAUUUGACGAUGCUUUUGCAGAAUUCAAGAGACUCCAAGCUGCUGCUAUUGCAGAGAGAAGUCGUGCUCGAGUAGCAGGAGGCCUGCCUGAUGUGGUCACUAUACAGGAGGGCAAGGCUCUCAAUCUCACCUGCAACAUCUCGGGCGACCCCGUGCCAGAGGUCACCUGGCUGAAGAACGACAGGGAGAUCACGUCCGACGACCACUGCAUCCUCAAGUUUGCGUCAGGCAAGUUCGCCAGCUUCACCAUCACCGGCGUGAACACGUCGGACUCUGGCAAGUACAGCAUCCUGGUGAAGAACAAGUACGGCACGGAGAGCGGGGACUUCACCGUAAGUGUCUUCAACCCUGAAGACGACAAGAAAAAAUAAAAGCGGUCCAAAUCUUGUCGUAAAUAUGUAUAAAUGAAAAACAACAGUUGUGAAGGAAAGAAACGGGCUUGAGGAUGUGUUAGAUGUUUUUUUGUGUAGAAUAUAAAAUUAACUCUAGGGGUGCUCAAUCUGAAAUGAAAUGUCAACAACAGUUCAGAGAGAAAUCCAGAGUGUGAUGAAGAUCCAAUAAUAACAAAUCUAACAUCACGUCCACUCAAAAAUGGUGCAAUUUUAGUUUUUUUUGUUUGUGUAAAAUUGUGGCACGCAGAGAAGCAAAUGUUGGCGCUCAUUUUACUCUGUAGAAGAAAAAUGAAACUUUACUUGACAAAAGAAAGCCAAAGAUGAUAGUUUAAUACAUGUGGUGUUGAUAGGAUGCAACGCUAAGUCAUAGAAAAGAAAAUCAUGAAGUUAGUGUGCAGUGUUUAAAUGUUUUUACAUGUUUUAUCCCAUUUGCUACAAAUCAUGCAUUGCAGGCUCAUGCAAAGCACUCGAUAACGUUAGAUUCAUUCAUGCUUUUUCUUGUCUUUCAGGCGGCAAUUUAUUUUCCUUUAUAUUAUUACAAUAUGUAAAGCAUUUUGCAGAGACUUGAAAAAUGCUAGAGGCUACAGAAAGUCGUGAUUGAAAGUCAUUGUUUCAUGUAGUUUAAGGCUUUAUGUUGGUGCAUUCAAGUGCAGGUGGGAAUCUAGAUCUUCAGAGUUAAUAGAUUCUUCUGUCAAGCUUUCAAUAAUGGUGGCAGAUUUAUUGAGAUCCUGAGUCAUUUUGAGGCUGUAUUUCAGAUACACGUAGACAAAAACAGGAUUCUCAUUUCUAGAUUUUAACUCAAUGUUCUAACUUAACGUUAGCUUAGUUAUCAGUAGUACAUUAGAGCAGAGAAAUGUGUACUGUUUAAUGCACUGAAUGCUUUGUAAAGUAAAACAGUAGAAGUUAAACAAAAUUUGUUGCAAAUGGGUUGAAACAUGUAUUGCGUCAUUUCAUCAGAUUUUACAUUUAGUCCUGUUUUAUUAUUAUUCACCAUCAUUUGAAUGUUGUGAUCAUUACAUCACUUCCAUUAUCUCCCUGAAUACUGUAUGUUUGCCCGCUGUCAUCGUUGUUAUUCAUGUGAUCCACCAUUGUUAUGAGAUCCCCUUCACAGUCCUUCAUUAAUGAUGAUGAUGCCUCCUUUAUUAUGAUGAUAACAAUGCCACUGUAAUGAAGACUGUCAGAUCACUGUUCAUUAAUAGUGGUUAUUGCAUCACUUCCUAUUCCCCUGUUGUUGAUGAGACUAAUAAAAAACGAGCAUGUACUUCCCCA
Molecule: messenger RNA, 5766 nt
Organism: Sebastes umbrosus (honeycomb rockfish)
Lineage: Eukaryota; Metazoa; Chordata; Actinopteri; Perciformes; Sebastidae
Gene: myom1b
Product: myomesin 1b
Exons: 37
Coding region: 16-4476 (1486 amino acids)
Molecular function (GO): protein binding
Source: RefSeq, a predicted model, not a curated record